AAUAAUUUCUGAGAUAAAAUCCAUGGAACUCGGAAAACCAAGAAUUGCAUUCUUCUUGGUACUUCUAAUAAUUUCACAAGAUUUGAUCUUUAUUAAAGUUUUAGCAGAAGGGGUCACUUUUGAUGAAGCUAAACAGCUUAGAGAUGAGGUUCGUGAAAUGUUCUAUCAUGCAUUUGAUGGAUAUAUGGAUCAUGCUUUUCCACGUGACGAGUUAAAACCUCUAUCAUGUCAAGGAGAAGACACACUUGGUGGCUAUGCCCUAACAUUGAUUGACUCAUUAGACACCUUGGCUUUGCUCGGCGAUAAAGAGCGCUUCACAUCUUCUGUUGAAUGGAUUAGUAAGAAUGUUCGAUUUGAUCUUAACAAAACAGUAUCCUUGUUUGAAACUACAAUCCGGAUCCUUGGAGGUUUACUUUCUGCUCAUCUCAUCGCAAGCGAUUAUUCUACGGGUAUGCGUAUUUCUUCAUAUGAUGAUGAACUUCUUCAUCUUUCUGAGGAUCUGGCUCGUAGAUUAUUACCCGCAUUUGAUACCCCAACAGGUAUUCCAUUUGGAUCUGUUAAUCUGUUGUACGGAGUUGACGAAAAUGAGAGCAAGAUAACAUCUACGGCUGGUGGUGGCACUCUGACAUUAGAAUUUGGGGUGCUUAGUCGUUUGACAAAUGAUCCUGUUUUUGAGCAAGUUACGAAGAAUGCAGUUCGAGGAAUAUGGGCUCGUCGUUCCAGAAUAAAUUUAGUUGGUGCUCAUAUAGAUGUAUUUACUGGUGAAUGGACACAGAAGGAUGCAGGAAUAGGAACAAGUAUUGACUCUUUUUACGAAUAUCUUUUGAAGGCGUAUAUUUUAUUUGGAGAUGAAGAAUAUCUUUACAUAUUUCAAGAAGCUUACGGGGCAGCUAUGCACUACCUAUUUCACGACCCUUGGUAUGUAGAAGUCAACAUGAAUUCUGCUGCACUGGUUUGGCCUUUAUUUAAUAGUCUGCAGGCAUUUUGGCCAGGCCUUCAGGUUCUAGCUGGAGAUAUUGAUCCUGCUAUUCGAACACAUACUGCUUUUUUUAGUGUCUGGAAAAGAUAUGGCUUCACCCCCGAAGGCUUCAAUCUUGCCUCCUUCUCUGUUCAGCAUGGUCAAAAAAGCUACCCACUUCGUCCAGAACUGAUAGAGAGCACCUACUGGCUCUACAAAGCUACAAGGGAUCCUAGGUAUCUUGAUGUAGGACGAGACAUUGUUAGCAGCUUGCAGUAUGGAGCCCGUUGCACAUGUGGAUAUUGCCACAUAUCAGAUGUCGAGUUUCACAAGCAGGAAGAUAACAUGGAGAGCUUCUUUUUAGCUGAGACGGUCAAAUAUCUGUGGCUUCUUUUUGAUUUGGCUGCUGGCCCUGAUAACCUAGUCGAAAAUGGACCAUACAAGUAUAUAUUCAGCACAGAAGGCCAUUUAUUGCCCAUGACUCCUAGAAUUUCUCUAGUCGAUGAGCACUGUUCAUAUUUUGGGGCAUACUGUAAAAACAGUAACUUUAGAGGUAGUUCUUAUAUCUCCAAGGAUGGUCUCCAAAGUAACAACACCCGAUUUCAGAGAGGUCUGGGUUCUACAAACUACGUUUCCAAAUAUGCCUUCCAUAAGUCCACUCCUAAAUCUGGAACUAUUAAGGGGUUUUGCCCGGGACUAAAACACGAGCAAAUGUAUGGCUUAUCAUAUGUGGCUUCACCAGACAUGGUCCAUGAAGACGAGUCUACAGACCAAAAUGAGAAUGGUACUGAUCAAUCCAAGUCAGUGGUGGUGCUUUCUGAUUCAAUCUCGAAAUGACUAAUCAACAAUAGUUAAUCCUUUGUAGGCCAUUCAAAACAGUUAAACAUCAUAUGCGUUGUAGGUUGUACAGCGAUUUUUAUACAUCAGGCUUUUUGGGUACAUCAGAUGGUGAAAUCUACCCCUCAUUUGUUGUACAUUAGUAAAUCUCAUCUCAUAAGAUAUGUAAUUUGGUUUAAAAAUAUAUAUAAAUUUUUUAAGUUCUUUUGAA
This is a messenger RNA of Erigeron canadensis, 2006 nucleotides long. Its product is annotated as alpha-mannosidase I MNS4. Gene Ontology annotation, cellular component: endoplasmic reticulum; membrane. Gene Ontology annotation, biological process: mannose trimming involved in glycoprotein ERAD pathway; endoplasmic reticulum mannose trimming; carbohydrate metabolic process. Lineage: Eukaryota; Viridiplantae; Streptophyta; Magnoliopsida; Asterales; Asteraceae. The record is from RefSeq and is a predicted model, not a curated record. The transcript has 17 exons. Gene Ontology annotation, molecular function: mannosyl-oligosaccharide 1,2-alpha-mannosidase activity; calcium ion binding. Bases 23 to 1795 code for a protein of 590 amino acids.